UGAGCAUGCAGCAGGGUGGCGCUGGUGAGUGGUGACACCGACUGCCCCUAUUUACCGUCUUGGAUGUGCAAGGGAGUACACAUUGCAUAGAAAUGUAAUUUAGAUAUUGCGGCGUUUAGAGAUUGCGUAUAAUUUAUUUUUUACCAGUGAUUCUUUAAACGCGAGAUGUUGUCGGGUCUGUUCGUAUAUUAAAAGUGACGUUCAGAUCGGGGUGUUUCAUACGGAGCGCUGGACUAGGUGGACGAUGCUAACGAGAGCUAGCUGUCUAGCAUAACAACACCUGCUGUCUGGUGAAAUAGGGUUAGAGACUGUUGUUUUGGAUGGGCGUUUUUGGGGGGAUCUUAAGACAGCUCUGAGAUCGUAUAGUAGCUUCCUCAGCCCUGUUGGUCAUUGCUGCUGAAAUUGUUUUAUUUGAGUUAAGACAGCCUGAUCGUCGAAUGACAGGGGAAUUAAAAAACAAACCGCAAAUCAAAAGAUGGUUUUGAGGAACUGCUGGAAGUCUCGACACAAGGAGAGAGGGGAUCCACUGCCCCAUUGGAUCGGACCCGGGUUCGGACUGCUGUUGUGUCUCUCCAUCCUCCAGUGUGGCUACAGCACAGGGGCAGAAGGGACCAGCAAGACGGUUAUCCAGAAGGAGGCAGAGUUUGAUAUUACUUACAACGACACGGUUACAAACGACAAUCAGACCAUCUAUGCUUUCAAUCACACGGUCUCAAGGAAUAAGACCGAGGGUGUGCGUGUGUCUGUAGAUGUGCUGCCCGUGGGCUUGGAGAGCCCCUUUCUGUUCGUGGUGCGACAGAAGCAGGCGGUGCUGUCCUUCCAGGUUCCCCUCAUCCUCAGAGGCCUGUACCAGAGGAAGUACCCAUACUCCCAUGUGGGCCGGACCUUAUGCCAGCCUCCCACUCGGGCCAUCUCGGAGAUGCAGUACUUCUUUGUGGACGUGUCCACUCUGUCCAGCCUGGGCACGCACUACCAGCUUAGGGUCAGCCGUGUGGACAGCUUCACCCUGCAUACGGACAAGAAGUUCAGCUUCACUGCCUCACCAUCUCAACCACAGUAUUUCAAGUACAACUUUCCAGAUGGGGUGGACACAGUGAUUGUCAAGGUCAACUCUGAAAUGACCUUCCCCUGCUCCGUCAUGUCCAUCCAGGACAUCCAGUGUCCUGUGUACGACCUGGACAACAAUGUGGCCUUCAUCGGGAUGUACCAAACCAUGACCAAAAAAGGGGCUAUCACUGUGCAGAGGAAGGACUUCCCUAGCAACAGUUUCUACGUGGUGGUGGUGGUGAAGACGGAGGACGAGGCGUGCGGGGGUCCGCUGCGCUUCUACCCCCUGCGGCCCGACGAGCUCUUUGACGCGGGCAACCGCAGCAAGGUGCUGGAUGUGGUGGUCUCCCCCGCCAUCAACUCCGAGGUUUACGUGAUGGGCAUGCUCUUCUGCCUGGGCAUCUUCCUCUCCUUCUACCUGCUCACCUUCCUGAUGGCCUGUCUGGACAACAGGAGGGCGAACAGGAAAAGAGAGCUGCUGGUGCAUCCCCCUGACAUGUCGCCUGCAGAGACAGCCUCUCUACUUGGAAAGACUCCAGCCUCUCCAUACGAGUACGGCUCCUUUGCUGACAACGGGAGCACGCUGAGCUCUGAGGCAGUGACGGACAGUGCCACAUCCACAGACAACAACUACGGUUACCUGGGACGGGAGCCUUUUAAACGCCGAACAAUUAUCUCUCACCUUCACCACAUAGCCGUCAACAUCGAGCGCACUCUGGACAGUGUGGGCCGGAGCCGGGCGGAGUCUCUAAGCUCGGUGGAGGAGGACGACUACGACACGCUGGCCGACAUCGACUCGGACAAGAACAUCGUACGCACCAAGAAGUUCCUGUACGUGUCCGACCUGUCCCGCAAAGACAAGAGGGUCCUCAGCAAGAAGUAUCAGAUCUACUUUUGGAACAUCGCCACCAUCGCCGUGUUCUACGCCCUGCCUGUGGUCCAGCUGGUCAUCACCUAUCAGACGGUUGUGAACGUCACAGGAAACCAGGACAUCUGCUACUACAACUUCCUGUGCGCCCAUCCCCUGGGAGCGCUGAGUGCGUUCAACAACAUCCUCAGUAACGUUGGUUACGUGCUGCUGGGCCUCCUCUUCCUGCUCAUCGUCCUCAAGCGAGACAUCGUCCAUAACCGCGCCAUGUUCCGCAACGACCUCAAUGCACUGGAGUGUGGCAUCCCCAAGCACUUUGGGCUGUUCUACGCCAUGGGCACGGCCCUGAUGAUGGAGGGGCUCCUCAGUGCCUGCUACCACGUCUGCCCCAACUACACCAACUUUCAGUUCGACACCUCCUUCAUGUACAUGAUCGCGGGGCUGUGCAUGCUGAAGCUGUACCAGAAGAGACACCCCGACAUCAACGCCAGUGCCUACACCGCCUACGCCUGUCUGGCCGGGGUCAUCUUCUUCUCUGUGUUGGGAGUGGUGUUUGGCAAGGGCAACAUGGUGUUCUGGAUCGUGUUCUCUGUGAUCCACAUCCUGGCCACGCUGCUGCUCAGCAUACAGCUGUACUACAUGGGCCGCUGGAGGCUAGACUCGGGCAUCAUGCGUCGCAUCGUGAACGUCAUCUACACGGACUGCAUCCGACAGUGCACUGGGCCCAUGUACGUGGAUCGUAUGGUGCUGCUGGUGAUGGGGAACAUCGGCAACUGGUCUCUGGCCGCCUAUGGUCUCAUAGCGAGACCCAAUGACUUUGCCUCCUACCUGUUGGCCAUCGCCAUCUGCAACCUGCUGCUUUACUUUGCCUUCUACAUCAUCAUGAAGCUACGGAGUGGCGAGCGGAUCCAGUGUUUGGCGCUGGUCUGUAUCCUCUUCACAGCCGUCGUGUGGGGCUUUGCACUUUUCUUCUUCUUCCAGGGCCUCAGCACUUGGCAGAAAACUCCGGCAGAGUCGCGUGAGCACAACAGAGAGUGCAUCGUGCUGUCCUUCUUCGACGACCACGACAUCUGGCACUUCCUGUCCUCCAUCGCAAUGUUUGGCUCUUUCCUGGUCCUCCUGACCAUGGACGACGACCUGGACACCGUCCAGAGAGACAAGAUCUACGCCUUCUAGAGCUGCACUCCACCUCCAGCUUACCGCCAAGCUCACUCUCUCCCCUCCUCUUUCUCUCUCCCUCUCUCUGUGUCUCCUCGCCCCCAUACUUGCUAGCUUUUAGCAGAAAUGGUUCUUUAAACACAAAACGAAGGAAAGACAUGGCCAGUGGUUCUGCCAGGAGCAGCGGGAGCCCUGACGCCUCCCACAGCCAGUAUGUCGAGGAGGAGGACGCAAGGACUCCUCCUCCUCCUCACACCACGCCCACCAGUAUUGACACUCGACGUGCCAGGACGGAACUGGGGGGGGGGGUCGUGACGUGAGCAGUGCUGGAUGGGUUUUGGUGUUUAUUAUUUUUUUUUGGUUUGAUUAACCUCUGACCCCCUCGCUUCCACUCAACCGUCGAAACGCCCGCCUGUGUUUGAUGUUUACGUGACGGCAUUGCGUCAAAAGGGGGAGGAUCAUCACACCGUUCGCUGUUGUUAACGUCUCCUGCGUGGUCUAGUAUUCGCUCCUAUUUAUGUCUGCAUCACAGACCUAUGAAGCAACCAAGAGUGGAGUCAAGUUUUUUUUAGCUGUUUUUAUGCUGUGGGUUUAUACACUGCGUGUGGAUGUGUGUGCGUAAGCCUUUGUACAGAUGUUUGUCUGAUAACUUAAUCCGUGAGAGUGUCCUCUAUGUCCCGUCUGUCAGCGGCCUUUAACAACCUAAUCAUGUCGAGACGAUACUUACAUUCUGAUUCGCCAGAUCUCUUAUCCUGCCCGCCUCAUUGGACAAUAAUGAUUGUAAUGUAAUGGUUAACGUCCCUCAUGUUCUACCGAGGAACAAAAAUUGUUUUGCACUCUGUUGUAUGAUAAAUCCAUUUUAAUGUCACUAUCAAUGCAAUGGCUCGGUUACUGAAUAAAAUGUCUGGUUUUCAGAUAAUCCUGUCACGUC
This is a messenger RNA of Gadus morhua (Atlantic cod), 4004 nucleotides long. It is a transcript of the gene sidt2, whose product is annotated as SID1 transmembrane family, member 2. The transcript is spliced from 27 exons. Lineage: Eukaryota; Metazoa; Chordata; Actinopteri; Gadiformes; Gadidae. Gene Ontology annotation, cellular component: plasma membrane; lysosome. Gene Ontology annotation, molecular function: RNA transmembrane transporter activity; double-stranded RNA binding. Bases 476 to 3091 code for a protein of 871 amino acids. Gene Ontology annotation, biological process: RNA transport. The record is from RefSeq and is a predicted model, not a curated record.